This is a messenger RNA of Hyaloscypha bicolor E, 1276 nucleotides long. RefSeq lists its product as uncharacterized. The coding region runs from base 1 to 1155 and encodes 384 amino acids. The transcript has 6 exons. NCBI's taxonomy places the organism in Eukaryota, Fungi, Ascomycota, Leotiomycetes, Helotiales, Hyaloscyphaceae. Gene Ontology annotation, molecular function: protein binding. The record is from RefSeq and is a predicted model, not a curated record.
AUGUGUCCACAGAUGAGAACCCACGGAAAGGGGCAGCGUGCUAUUUCGAGAUGUUUGGAACGAGCGAUCCUGUUGGGGCUCGGAUUGCCAGAAGAAUUUGGGGUUUCUAUAAUUAUAGUGGCAGCCAGAGGUGUUGAGGCUGAACUGAAACCAGAGGCGAUGAAUUAUCCCACAGGGUGUCGUCGCGAUGUGCACUCGUCCUCGCUGUCCCUUGCCGCUGUCAAAUCAGGUAUUUUUGCGAAAGCGUACACCCUCCUCGCGUGGACUGAAGUACGAAAGCUGAACGAUCUAUCCCGACCAGGACACCGCGGGGUCCUGGCGCCCGCCACCGCCACUACUCCGGAGAACCAGGCUACCAGGGAGAGGCCAGAAAAGAACCGCGGCGCAACAAGGGAGAAGCCAUACAACGUAACAGCCGCCAGAUGGUGGGUGGCAGAGUGGCACUCCGCAUCCGCAUCCGCAUCCCGGAAACUGGGCUCAGAGCAACUCCCGAAACGCCGCAGCAAACGGCAGGCUGAUUCCCGAAGAUAUGCCAUCCAGCGUCUCCAGUCCAGGGAACAGGGAAUGUUCGCGCGGGAGAACAUUCGUGUGACGCGGGUUGCGUCGCGGGAAGCUUGGAUGGAGACUUUGCUCGUGGGAACAAACCAGAUCUUCAUGACUUUGAUAUCACGAGGUGAGGCAAUCGUAGAUCAUCAUCUUGGUUGUUUGAUGAGCCGCCCAGCCCUUUCCCCUUAUUUCUUCGCCCCGAGAGCCGGAACCUUUCUAACUCGAUAUGUAACGAAAUCCGUCCAUGAGAAUUUUAAGUUGAUGGACGGGAAGACUAGCGUGAGCCUGAACUCUGUCUGCCGUCUGGCUUCUUCCUUUCUGGAACGGAAACAAGGGGUGAAGCUCUUGGGAUCGGAUCGAGUGGCGCUUUGGCAGGUGGUCCCUCCACAUACGUUCGUAAUUUGGCUUGCUGCUGGAUCAGGGGAUGGCUCACGCGCUCCUUGUUGGGCGUUUCCAAAUGAUGGGACGCAAGUCCCUGCGGCGUUCGUCUCUCCUCUUCAGUAUACUUCGGAAUUACUACCAACAGUAAGAUCACUAGAUCAAUCAAAGCAAACUAUCAAGCUGCGGCCGGGCCCAGGCCAGGAGGACGCCGCAACCUUGGGACGAUGAGAUGCGCGAGGCUGAACAGGAGCGAGAAGACAAAAGCAGAAGAUUUAAUCUUGCAUGAUACAAUUGAGGAAGCGGCAACGAGCCUUGAGUUUUAAGAGAAGCAGUUUCAACUUGACUAUGG